AUGAGCGACGCUUUCUUCUCCAAGCCGCGCCCGUUCAGCAAGCGCAAGCGCGACGACGCAGCCAACACCUCACGCCAGGCCAGUCGGCACGGCACAUCUGCUCGCGGCGCGGCUCUCUCGAGGGGCGGCAAAGAGCGGACGAACGGUCGGAAGGGCGUUGCUGGAGCUGGUGCGAACGCCUCGCGGAACAAGGGCAAGCGACGGGCCGAGGAGGACGACGAGGAGCUCGAUGCUGAUGGGGGAGACUUCGACUCGGAUGAGGUUGGGUCGGACGAAGCAGAGGGCGCAGAGGAGGGAACGGACGAGGAGGACGACCUGGAAACGCCUGCGCAGAAGCGAUUGAGGCUGUCGCAGAUGUACCUCAAGAGUCUCGAGAAGGACAAGGAGGAGGAGUACGGCUUUGAUGCGGCAGAUCUGGACCGGGACAUCAUCGCGGAGCGGUUGCAGCAGGAUGUUCUCGAACAUACGGGCAAGAUGCAUCUGAGCGUAGCUUCGACUCUCCAACUCCCCAUCCCUUCCACGUCCAUCUUCCGCACUCCCGCCAAGGGUCACCGCGGCUCUGUUACCGCAGCGGUCGCCUCCCACGACGGGCGAUGGCUUUACACGUCAAGCAAAGACGGCGCCAUCCUCAAAUACGACCUCUCCGCCGUUACUUCCCCAUCCGCCGACUCGUCUGCACCAGAGUCUCGACGAAUUACGCGUGCGGCAUACUUCGCCAAAGCGCUAUCCGAAUCGCAGAAGCGAAACGGCGAGAAGCACCAGCGGUUCGAUGAGAAGGACAAGGGGAAGGGGAAGGAGACCGUGCCGGAGGGUCACACGGACGAGAUUCUCGACCUUGCGAUCAGCCAUGAUGGGAAGAUGCUGGCGAGUGCGGGGCGGGAUAAGGUCAUCGGAUGCUGGAACGUCGAGGGCGAGAGCGGGAAGUGGCUGCGAGGACUUGGCGGACACAAGGACGCUGUCGGGUCCAUCGCCUUCCGCCUAGGCACGAACGAGCUGUACUCGUCCUCCUUCGACCGAACAGUCAAGCUCUUCGACCUCUCCACACUCUCGUACAUCGAAACCCUCUUCGGUCACCAAGACUCGAUCCAGUCUAUCGACGCGCUGCGCGGCGAGCUGGCGGUAACGGCAGGAGGUCGCGACAAGACGGUGCGGUACUGGAAGGUGACGGAGGAGAGCCAGCUCGUCUUCCGCGGCGGCGGAGCGAGUCGGCUGCGGAAUGUGCUGGACGGAGCGCUUGAGGAUGAGGGCAUCGAGGAGGAGGAGCGGAAACGGAGACGACGACAGGCGGAGGCGAAGGGUCCGGUCAAGUUCGUCGAGGGCAGCAUCGACUGCGUUGCGAUGGUCGACGACUCGACGUUGCUGAGCGGCGGCGACAGCGGCACCCUCUGUCUUUGGCUCAUCACGAAGAAGAAGCCAAUCUUCAAGGUUGACCUCGCGCACGGCAUCAACGAGCACGCGUCCGAGACCGAGGGAAUCAUCGGCACGCCUCGGUGGAUCACCGCCCUGUCCUGCCUUCCCUACGGCGACGUCUUCGCUUCCGGCUCGUGGGAUGGCCAGAUCCGGCUGUGGAAGAUCGACGAGCGCCUCCGGUCCUUCUCGCCUCUGACGACUAUCGAGGCGCCCGGCUUCGUCAACUCGCUCCAGCUCAUCGCGCCUUCACUCCGACCUGCGAAGGAGUCGCACCUCGCGCCCGUCAGCACCGUCAAGGACAAGAAAGCCGAGCCGGAGCAGAAGAGCCUGAUUGUCGUCGCUGCGACUUCGAAGGAACCGAGGCUGGGGCGGUGGAUGCGGUUCAAGGAAGCCAAGGACGGCGCGAUCGUUGCAGUCAUUCCUAUGCAGUAG
Molecule: messenger RNA, 1842 nt
Organism: Rhodotorula toruloides NP11
Lineage: Eukaryota; Fungi; Basidiomycota; Microbotryomycetes; Sporidiobolales; Sporidiobolaceae
Product: U3 snoRNP-associated protein Rrp9
Exons: 5
Coding region: 1-1842 (613 amino acids)
Cellular component (GO): small-subunit processome
Molecular function (GO): protein binding; snoRNA binding
Source: RefSeq, a predicted model, not a curated record